Messenger RNA from Penicillium vulpinum, 1896 nucleotides. RefSeq lists its product as uncharacterized. The transcript is spliced from 2 exons. The coding region runs from base 1 to 1896 and encodes 631 amino acids. NCBI's taxonomy places the organism in Eukaryota, Fungi, Ascomycota, Eurotiomycetes, Eurotiales, Aspergillaceae. The record is from RefSeq and is a predicted model, not a curated record.
AUGACUGUCAAUCUGGAUGACGAACUGUUCACCAGUGCCAUCUCCGGAUAUCGUGAAGCAUUUUUGGUCCAACACUCCCAUCUCUCGGAAGCUGAACGAAAUCAACUCUGGAUUGAACGGCUAAGUCAGUUCAUCCCGGCCCCCAACGACCGGGAUACCAACUGGCAGCCCGCUGGGAGCCUGAGGAAACGGGCUCGACAGGAUGCGACACCACGGACGUUGCCAUAUUCUGAUUCGGGUCUUCCUCAGGCAAAACGGAGAGCCACCACCCCGGAUCUCUCGGUCGAUCUAACCCGCGACCUCUCCCACACCUCAUCCCCCGACCUACCUCGGAACAGCGCUGUCUUGUCCAGACAAGGCUCCUACCGACAUAUGGCUAUGGCACGCUCCCAGAGCCAGCAAAUACCGGUCUCCCAUCAGCACCAGCCAGUCGGUGUCACCAUGGGUAAACGCCAAUCCGUCGGCCCGGUACGGACCCAUCGUCGCCUCAACCAUGUCGACGAAUUUUCGCCAUCCGAGUACGCGAGGUAUUUGGAUGCUUCUCCCAGUCAACCCUUUGACUCGGCCUUGGCUCUCGGAUUAGUGAAUAAUGGAUCAACUGGGACAUCUUACCCUCAAUACUCUGACCGGACGUCCCCCUGGACCGACCAGGCCCCAGCAGCUGCGCCGGAGAUGACCCGCAGCACGACCACCGACUCCCUAAUCGGCGGAAUCAACAUGUUCCGCUUUGACUCGACUGGACCCCAAUAUCAAGAACCGGUUGGCUCUGUCCCUCCAGAGUGGGUGCCAACAUCCACCGCUGGCCUGCCGUAUCAAGACCCCUUUCUUUCCUCCGUGUACCCUGACCUAGAUCCCACAUCGUCUUCCCCAUUCUCCCACAAUUCUCCCAUCUCCCACCCAUCGUCCUUCUCCAACCCAUCAUUCUCAGCAUCCGCUCCCCCAACCACCUCCUUCCACUACCCAAUGUCCCAAAACAUCAUUCCCUUCGACUCGGUGGAGAUGAAACCCUCCGACUCAACCGACAGCAACAACUUGGUAACACAGCGAUCCCGCGCCGCGCGCCGCACCAAAGAGCAAAUCGCUCAGGCCGCGCGCCCUAUUGCUCCAAAAGUCGAGUCCGUCGACAGCAGCAUGUCCCAGAUCGACCACCACAAGAUGCUCCGCAUCUCCUCAGCAGACGGCACAACGAAGGAAGUCGCCGCCAUCCCCAAGGCGUCCGUGCGCAGACCCCAGCGACCAAAGACAUACUGCAGCAUCUGCACGGACCACCCAGACGGCUUCCAUGGCGAGCACGAGCUGCGCCGCCACAUUGAGCGCGUGCACGCUUCCAUCCGCACGGUCUGGGUCUGCAACGAUAUCUCGCCUGGCAAGUACUUCCUUUCAAACUGCAAGGCUUGUCGCAAUGGGAAGCGCUACGGUGCCAAUUAUAAUGCUGCUGCGCAUCUGCGCCGCACGCAUUUCAAUCCCUGUGAGCGGGGCCGCGGCGGCCGCGGGAAAGAUAGUGAGAAGCGUGGUGGGAAGGGUGGAGGUAAUCAGCCUGGCAUGGAUGUCUUGAAACAUUGGAUGAUUGCCGCGGAGGAAGUCACUGAUGAGGCGGCUGGUGGUGGCGUCAACUCCAAGCUUCUGAUUCGGAAUUCUAGUCGUGUUUCGACUAGGGACCCUGGGUAUCAGCUCGCUGUCGCGGCUUGUCGCCUGGUAGACGGUCAGCCUCCCUAUGUUGCGGAGUCGGCUCUGCUGAAGGAGUCUGACCAAUUCUCCGAGUUUCCUGAUGCACCUUUCGAGUUCGAGUUUGAGCUAGGCCCUGAUCUCGACCUUGACAUUGAAGGGUCGAUGGGUUCCCCAUUCUCGGAUUCGCAGUCAUCCUGCAUGCCUGAUAUUGAUUCGUAUGUCAAGUGA